AUGUGGCGAUCGAUUUGGGGCGGGUUGGUCGCCAAGCAUCGGCCAAGCCAAACUGUUGCGUCUGUCGAGUGCUGGUUUUGUCGAUUCCGCUGCCAAGUCGCCGUCGACGCCGUCAACUCGUGGACAUGCACGUCAUGCCUUCAGUACAACGGAUUCGACGAGGAUGGCGAUUACAACCAGCCAAUCCCGGGCCAGGCGGACGAGAGCCUCAAUCCGCGGUUUCACGUGGCCUCUUUGGCCCUAUCCGCCCAAACGCCGACAUGGCGCUUUGGUCAGCAGCCAGCGAACUUGCAGCAGUCGCAUCCUGUGCUGUGCACAUCAUGUAGUCGGAAUCAGGAAAUCAAGAUGGCGCAGCUAGCAUCAUUCGAGCCGCAAAACGAGAAUGCAUUUGACGAGGAAGUGGACGCCUACCGACUCCGGCUUGAACGGAUAUUUUCACUCUGCGGUCGAUGCACCGCAGCCGUGCAAUCCGAGCUCGUCCGGCAGCGGGAGGCCGAAACUCUCCAGCGAGUUGAAGAGCUCAUCAAUAGAACACACCAGCGACCUAUUCCUAAGUCAAUACGACCUCACAUCGAGAUAGGUCUUGUGGCAUGUACACAAGUGGCUGCUUCCAUCUUGGACUGGCUGCUCGUCUUGGUCACGCUGGGUGCAUUACUUGAAGACGACUUUGAGCUAGGGCUACAAUCAGACCUCCACUAUUCGUGGUUUGGGCAAACAAUUGCUGUGGCCGUGUCAGGGAGCCUUUAUAAAUUAGCUCCUGCCCUGGUUGACACGCUCUUCACCACCAACCAGGGGCAACAUGCAAUGCAGUUUCCAGCCGUCGCCAUUGAAACAGCUCUUACCAGCUAUUUGCCUUACAUGUCAUUGUUGCAGCUCUUUGCAGUUUUGCUCAUUUGCCGAGCCAAAAAGAAACGACUUCAACGGCUUCAUCUCUGGUCGUUGUUAAUUCGAAGCUGCUUGACAUUGAUUUUUUUGAGCAUCGUUGGGUUUGUAUCCAAUUCCAAGCAUUCCUCAAUGGCUAUUGCUCUGCUUUUCGGUUUAUCCGUCACGAACGGCCUUGUCUUUUCGUUCGUGUCUAUUGUGCACUCGUUAUCGUCUGUGACGACGGUGCCCCUUGUCGUUUCCACAUCGCUUCCUGCAUCGCGUUCGUACUCGCCGGCGCCAUCAGAAUAUGGACACCACUGUGCGCACGAAGACGAGCGAGAGCAUUUGGCUUUGGAUGCACUAUCGCUUCAUGAUGCAGGCAAGGCGAGGGACCGCUCCACCCCUAAACCCUUGCAUGGACUGGGCAGGACUUCCUCAGGCUCAGCACCAUCGCCGUCUGUGUCGCUCCCGCCGUCUCCGGCAGUUAGCAGUUUGGCGGACUUGGAUUCAUCGCCCAGGCUGAAGCCGCGACUAUCCAAUCUUAUUCUUCCAGCCUCAAUCGUACUGCCUGAUCGCCCUUCGCCUCUGCGACCUCCGGUGUCGCUGUGGGCGAAACGCGACUUGGAAAUGAUGCAAAUCGAUUCCCCUUCCAUUCAUGAAGCAAGUACGACCACACAGAUGAACAUCGAACCCCUUGUGCCAGCCUCUUUGCCGAAUCUUGCCGAGGAAUUUGAAGAACUGGAUCGGCUGCGAUCUCCAUCCCCAGUGCAAGAGUCUCCCAAUCUGCAGCUCGCACUCGUGGAUCGUGCCAGCCAAGUGCUGCUGCAUCUAACACGGCUGAUUCCAUUCUCUCCAUUCCUCGUGGCAGGAAUCGCUAGUGUGGUUUUGAAUAUCGCCUUUGGGAUGGUUGUAGUGAGCGUGUGGCGUGGCACGUCAAGUCCUGAGGCUCCAGUCGUGCCUACUACAGCAAGUUAGUUUGCGCACGACCGAGUUCUGCCUGCCGAAACUGUGCCUUCGGCCAAAGACACCAAAAGUGAACGACUCCAAUUUCAUUGUACUUGUAUUUUCCAAUAACGCACACAUUCUCUACACACGCAAUACUACAUGACACGG
This is a messenger RNA of Capsaspora owczarzaki ATCC 30864, 1977 nucleotides long. RefSeq lists its product as hypothetical. Gene Ontology annotation, biological process: nuclear migration along microtubule. Gene Ontology annotation, cellular component: nuclear membrane. The record is from RefSeq and is a predicted model, not a curated record. The transcript has 8 exons. NCBI's taxonomy places the organism in Eukaryota, Filasterea, Ministeriida, Capsasporidae. Gene Ontology annotation, molecular function: lamin binding; actin filament binding. Bases 1 to 1839 code for a protein of 612 amino acids.